AUGGCAGCCAACGCUUCGGUCGCGUUUGACCUCCCUCCACUCCCAAGUUACACACUCACAGAGCGACAACCGGUCUUUCCGCCCAUUCCCGAUAACGUUGUCGCCCUCCUUCUACCGAUUGUCGCCUAUUGGGUAUUGUCGGGCAUCUACCACUAUCUCGAUGUCAAUAACUACUUCGAACAAUAUCGUCUACACACCCCUGCCGAGUUAUCGAAGAGGAACCGAGUCAGCCGCUGGGAGGUUGUCCGCGAUAUGACCGGCUUGGACGACUACAAUGUGGCGACCUGGGCUCAACGCGUUCGCAUCGCUCAGCGAGCAAUUCCGACCGUCUUGACGAUCCUUGGUGUCGACGCCACUGGCCUGGCCAAGUCGGUCUCGCAAAACGGUCACUCCAUCUUGGCAGGGGCCCUAGCAGGAGGUUCUUAUCCCAGCAUGGUGCAGUCAAUGAUCUUGGAUAACGGAGCCGAAGUCACUGCCCCCGCCUUUGCUGGCUGGGAGUUGACUCUGGCCUCAUUCAUCUACUGGUACUUCGUUCCGAGUCUGCAAUUCCUCAUCGCUAUCUCCAUCGUCGAUACCUGGCAAUACUUCCUCCAUCGUGCUAUGCACCUCAACCGCUGGCUCUAUGUAACCUUCCAUUCCCGUCAUCACCGUCUGUACGUCCCUUACGCCUUCGGCGCCUUAUACAACCACCCUGUGGAGGGCUUCCUCCUAGAUACCGCCGGCACGGGCAUCGCCUUCCUAGUCACCGGAAUGACGAACCGCCAGGCAAUGUGGUUCUUCACCUGCUCGACCAUCAAAACCGUUGACGAUCACUGCGGCUACGCCUUCCCCUGGGAUCCCCUACAGCAUUUUACCUCCAACAACGCUGCCUACCACGAUAUUCAUCACCAAAGCUGGGGUAUCAAGACCAAUUUCUCUCAGCCCUUCUUCAUUUUCUGGGACCGGCUGCUGAACACCCAAUGGACGGGCGAAGUGAAGUUACGUUACGAGCGGGCCCGGGACAAUGCACAGAAGCAGGUGGAUAUGGAGACAGCUCAGGCGACGGAAGCUGCCGCCAAUGCAGUGACAACACCCACCAUCGAGCCUCAGCCCGCGGUGGUCUCCUCCGAAGGACCAGCCACACGCACUCGUUUGCGCCGCAAAACCGUCGAUAGUCUCAAGGGCCCAAGCCAUGGUGUUCCUGGCAGUGUUCUGCACAACUAA
Penicillium waksmanii is the source of this 1203-nucleotide messenger RNA. It is a transcript of the gene sur2, whose product is annotated as sphingosine hydroxylase. NCBI's taxonomy places the organism in Eukaryota, Fungi, Ascomycota, Eurotiomycetes, Eurotiales, Aspergillaceae. The record is from RefSeq and is a predicted model, not a curated record. Gene Ontology annotation, molecular function: iron ion binding; oxidoreductase activity. The coding region runs from base 1 to 1203 and encodes 400 amino acids. The transcript has 3 exons. Gene Ontology annotation, biological process: lipid biosynthetic process.